This is a messenger RNA of Ceratina calcarata, 485 nucleotides long. RefSeq lists its product as uncharacterized. The record is from RefSeq and is a predicted model, not a curated record. The transcript has 2 exons. NCBI's taxonomy places the organism in Eukaryota, Metazoa, Arthropoda, Insecta, Hymenoptera, Apidae. The coding region runs from base 101 to 466 and encodes 121 amino acids.
UAUAGGAAAUGCGUUUUUCUAAGGUACAUAAACUUUUGGGAUUGACUGUAUAGCCAAUACAUCCUCAAGAGUCAGCAAUUUUGGAAUUCGUUCACUGCACAUGAGCAAAAAACACCAACACGGCCACGAUCUUAUAGACUAUAAGAUCGUGGGCACGGCCCAACCGGAACCGAGACCCGCGAGACCGGGACCGGGACCGGGACCGGGACCGGGAUCAGACCAACCGGGAUUGACCGCAUUGACUGGUCACGGUCACGAUCAUCCCGAUACAAGCCACGAGCUAAGGUUACCAGCUACCACUAUCACUACCAAACCCACGCCCACGCCGUGUCGGCUGGUGAGUGGAUGCGGCGAGGUCAUUCAACGGCCUUGGCGGGGUGUGGGACGAUCUCCUUGUGGAGUCUGCUUCCCCCUUCCGUCUUUGGAAGUCCACCUUCUCGCCCAAGUCUUUCCUCUCUCUGAUUGACAUGUUAUAUUACAAUAGA